GAGUUUACAUAAUAACUCGUAAGCAGGCAUUUGUGAAAUUUCAUUUAUGUUUGUUAACGUUGGAAGCUGCUACGAUUCUAAAUUAGUUUGUAUCGAGCAGUGAGCGGUUAGAGAUGGCGGAGUACUCUGUGCAGAAUCUGGAUGAGUUGCUCACCAAGUAUUACGGGCAGCCGGUCAAGAUAUUGGAGACCAAAUCGAAAAUGUUGACCGCUCCAGGUGAGAACUACGGAAGCCUCAUGUUGGCGCUGGAUGUGACCAUAGCGCUUCGCAAAGAUCAGAAGCAACUGCAUCUGGUGGCUAAGCUAUUGCCGAAGAGUGAGUUCAUGCGAGGACUAUUUGAUAUAUUUGUAACUUUUAAGAAAGAGAUCGAUGCCUAUACCAAAGCUAUACCAGCUUUGAUUGAGUUCCAAAGGGAUUAUGGAGUAGAUAAUGUUAUUGAUUUCUUUGGGGAAUGUUAUGGAGCUAGAUGCAGUUUAUCCAAUACGGAGAAAAUCGAUGAAGAUGCUGUUAUAUUAUUGGAGAAUUUAAAAUAUGAGGGAUAUGAUAACAUCGAUAGAUUGGUAGGUUUCAACUUCGAAGAAGCUGAAUUGAUUUUGAAAGAUCUAGCCAUGUUCCAUGCAGUUCCCAUAGCGUUCAAAGCUCUCAAACCUAAAGAAUUCGAGAAAAAGAUAGGUCCUGCUAUUAUACGUCACAGAGGUAUCGAAUACGCUCAUCCUUCCAUGAUAGAAAGUAUUUACGAUUGUCUACGAGAUCACCUCAAGAUAGCAGGAUUUGAGCAUCUGACAGAGAAAAUCUUGAACAUCUUAAGAAACACAUUGCAUUCGGAGCAGAAGAACAAGGUACCUCCAAAUACACCAUUCUUAACGUGGAUCCACUUCGAUUAUUGGGUCAACAACACGAUGCUGUUGCAUGAUAAAACCGGAAAACCGAUUAAGAACAAGAUGGUCGAUUUGCAAAUGAUUCGCUACGACUCGUGCACGCGCGAUUUACUUUUCGUCCUCUUCACGAGCAUCAAAACAGAAGUUGUUAAAUCACGAUACGACGAGCUCAUUAAAAUUUACUACGACUCAUUCAUAAAAUCGUUGGAAGUCUUCAAAAUAGACCUUGAACCUUACAGUUGGGUCAACUUCUUGAAAGAAAUUGAUGCUUAUGCAGCGUAUGAACUUGAGCAUAUUCUCUUCAUGUUAAAACCAAUAUUUACGAUCAAAGGGUCCAUCGAAAGCAUGGACAAUUUGGAUGAUAACGAUAUGAAUAGACAAGACUUAAUUGGCGAAGCCUUCACCAAUAAACUUAAGGAUACGAUAGAAGCAUACACGCAACGAAACUGGUUGUAAAUUAAAGUAAUUUUCACCCGAAAAAUAAAAAUUAUGUUACGUAA
Molecule: messenger RNA, 1378 nt
Organism: Nicrophorus vespilloides
Lineage: Eukaryota; Metazoa; Arthropoda; Insecta; Coleoptera; Silphidae
Exons: 1
Coding region: 114-1334 (406 amino acids)
Source: RefSeq, a predicted model, not a curated record